UUUGAGUUGAUUCCGAUCGCGAAAUUCAUGUCGAAUUUCCCGAUUUUUUGGAAAUUUAGAGGAAAAUAGACCGAAAUCCGACAUAAAAUCACGUUAAAACAGUAAAAUGGCUGCACCCGAUCGCAAAGGAACCUUCAAAGUCGAGUACUUGCAAAACAUCGAGAAACAAGUGCAAGAAAAAUGGGAAAAGGAGAAGAUUUACGAGCUAGAUGCGCCCCAAAAGCCUCGUUCGCGCGAAGAUGAGAAAUAUUUGGUGACCUUUCCGUACCCCUACAUGAACGGGCGCUUGCAUCUCGGACACACUUUUUGCAUUUCCAAGGCGGAAUUCAGUGCGCGCUAUCACCGUUUGAAGGGAAAACGUGUCUUGUUUCCCUUUGGCUUCCAUUGCACCGGUAUGCCCAUCAAGGCUUGUGCCGACAAAUUAAAACGCGAAAUGGAAACCUUCGGAUAUCCACCGAAAUUCCCACGAGACGACAUCCCGUCGCCCGUUGUCGAGGAGAAAUCCGACAUUCCAAAGGACAAAAGCAAGGGAAAGAAGAGCAAGGCAAUGGCUAAAACAGGCACCGCUAAAUACCAGUGGCAAAUUAUGCAGAGUUUGGGAUUAAAAGAUGAGGAAAUCAAAAAAUUCGCCGAUCCCGCAUACUGGAUAGAUUAUUUUCCGCCGCGCGCGGUGCAAGAUUUGAAGCAAAUUGGGAUGAGUGUCGAUUGGAGAAGAACUUUUGUGACGACAGAUGUGAAUCCGUUCUACGAUUCGUUCAUUAGAUGGCAAUUUGAGCAUUUACGAGCGCGGGGAAAGAUCAUGUACGGGCGUCGUCACACGAUUUUCAGUCCGAAAGAUGGUCAACCGUGCAUGGAUCAUGAUCGUGCAAGUGGCGAAGGCGUCGGACCGCAAGAAUAUACAUUGGUAAAGAUGAAAAUUGUCUCAAAUGUGCCCGAAAAGUUGAAAAAAAUCAAAACCCCCAUUCAUCUCGUUGCUGCAACCUUAAGACCUGAAACGAUGUACGGUCAAACGAAUUGUUGGCUACAUCCGGAUAUCAAAUAUAUUGCCUUUACUGUGGCGAAAGGCGAUGAAACUUGGAUUUGCACCCAACGCGCUGCCCGAAACAUGGCAUAUCAAGGAUUUACAAAGACUGAGGGGCAAGUCGACGUUGUUGCGGAAAUUUUGGGCUCGGAAUUGAUGGGCGUCGGGCUUUCUGCGCCUUUAACAGCACACAAACUCAUUUAUGCGCUUCCGAUGAUGACAAUUAAGGAGGAUAAAGGUACGGGAGUUGUCACGUGCGUGCCAUCGGACUCCCCGGAUGACUUUGCGGCAUUAACGGACUUGCAGAAGAAACAACCGUUACGUGAAAAAUACGGAAUAAAAGACGAAAUGGUGAUGCCUUUUAGUCCCGUGCCCAUAAUUGACGUGCCUGGCUUGGGAAAUCUCGCUGCGGUGACAGUUUGUGAGCAAUUCAAGGUCCAAAGUCAAAAUGAUCGCGAUAAAUUGCAAGAAGCCAAGGAACUGGUCUAUCUCAAGGGCUUUUAUGAUGGCGUGUUGAUCGUUGGACCUCAUAAAGGGAAAAAAGUGCAAGAUGUCAAGCCCAUUAUCAAGAAGGAACUUAUCGAUCGUAACGAAGCAACGACUUAUUACGAGCCCGAAAAGACAAUUAUGUCACGUUCGGGCGAUGUUUGUGUCGUUGCGCUUUGUAAUCAGUGGUAUUUGAACUACGGCGAGGAAAAAUGGCGUGAAACGACAACCAAAUUGCUCAAAGACAUGGAGUUAUAUCAUCCCGAAGUGCGUUCCAACUUUGAACGGUGUCUCGAAUGGUUGCACGAAUAUGCCUGUUCUCGCACCUACGGCUUGGGAACGAAACUCCCGUGGGACGAACAAUGGCUUAUCGAGUCACUUUCCGAUUCUACCAUCUAUAUGGCGUACUACACAAUAGUUCAUCUGCUCCAAAAUGGCUCAUUCAAGGGAGAAAAAGCAAGUCCCUUGGGCAUCACUCCCGAUCAGAUGACUUCUGAUGUUUGGGAUUACAUUUUCUUCAACGACGCCAAACCCCCGGUCAGUUCAAAGAUCGCAAAAGCUCACCUGGAUUUAUUGAAGCGCGAAUUCAACUAUUGGUAUCCCGUGGAUUUGAGAGUUUCGGGCAAGGAUCUCAUUCAGAACCAUUUGACGUUCUUCCUGUACAAUCAUGUCGCCAUGUGGCCCAAUGAUCCGAGCAAAUGGCCUCGUGGCAUUCGUGCGAACGGACAUUUACUGCUUAAUUCUGCAAAAAUGUCAAAAUCUGAUGGAAAUUUCAUGACUUUGUCUGAGGCGAUUGUCAAAUAUAGCGCUGAUGGCACUCGUUUGUGCCUUGCUGAUUCCGGAGACAGUGUUGAAGAUGCAAAUUUUGUCGAAGCUACUGCUGAAGCUGGUAUCUUGCGUCUUUUCUCCUUCAUUGAAUGGGUAAAAGAAAUGCUCGCUUCCAAAUUAUUGCUCCGUACGGGUCCGAAAGACACCUUUAACGACAAAGUUUUCGUGUCUGAGAUGAAUUUGAAGACAAAACUCACGGAUGAUUAUUACAACAAGAUGCUUUUCAAGGAGGCGCUUCGUACGGGCUUCUUCGAGUUGCAAUCGUGUCGCGACAAAUAUCGUGAAUUGUGUGGAUCGCAAGGCAUGCAUGUCGAUUUGGUGUUUGAAUUUAUUCAGCGGCAGGCAUUGUUGAUUGCGCCAAUUUGUCCUCAUGCGGCGGAGCAUGUUUGGGAGUUGUUGGGCAACAAAGAGAGCAUUUGGCAUGCAAAAUGGCCCGUUGUGGGAGCAGUUAAUGAAUACGAGAUCAAGUGUUCGGAAUAUGUAAUGGAAACGGCACAUUCUUUCCGUUUGCAAUUGAAGGCAGCGAUGCAACCGAAGGGUAAAGGAAAGGAUAAGGCGCCGGUGAAUGCUCCAAAACCAACUGAUGGAGUCGCAUGGGUGGCAAAAACGUAUCCGCCAUGGCAGUGUUGCGUGUUAAAUACGAUGAAGGAACUUUAUGAGAAAAACAACAACGCCUUACCUGACAACAAAAUCAUCUCCGUGGAAUUGUCCAAAAAGGAAGAACUCAAAAAAUUCAUGAAGAAAGUGAUGCCUUUUGCCGCUAUGAUCCGCGAAAGAGUGGAAGCACCCAACGGUCCUGGCAAAAAAGCUCUCGCCACAGAGCUUGAUUUCGACGAAAGAGUCGUUCUUGAAUCCACUCUCGAGUAUUUAAAAAAUACUUUAGAUUUGGAAACCCUCACCAUCAAAUUCACAGACGACCCAACAGCAACGGAAAAAACGAAAGAAGAAGUUCGUCCCGGAUGCCCGCACAUUUCAUUCAGCGUAAAACCCUUCGUUCGUGUCGCCAUCGAGAACCCAUUGCCACGAUCGGGACUUUUUUCCAUCCAGUUAAACGUGUCAGAAGGUGAUUCGCUCAAGAGUCUUCAUGACAAAGCGGGCAAAGCCAUUGGCAUGAAAGACGUCGCUCCAUUGAACAUUUAUCGCUUUAAUGACCCCGCAUUGGGUCCUCGUAAAAUGCCAACGUUCGGAGAUUACAAAGAAGGAAAGACUUUAUUGCCGAAAAUCGGUGAACUCACCAUUGAUGCGGAAAAAUCCGAACUUUACAUGGUCGAAAAGGGAAAAAAGGUGCCACUUGGCAAGAGCUUCGUUUAUGUCGUUGAUUGACAUUCGUAGAACGUUAGAGGCUGUCUUUAAGUUUAAUUUUUUUUUUAAUUUCAAUUCAUUUCGUACUAAAAUCAAUUGAAAAUUGAAUAAAUAUUUAUUUGAAGUUAAUUCUGAAGUCAAAUCAAAUCACGGUUUCUGUAGUUUU
Culicoides brevitarsis is the source of this 3803-nucleotide messenger RNA. It is a transcript of the gene LeuRS, whose product is annotated as leucine--tRNA ligase, cytoplasmic. NCBI's taxonomy places the organism in Eukaryota, Metazoa, Arthropoda, Insecta, Diptera, Ceratopogonidae. Gene Ontology annotation, biological process: leucyl-tRNA aminoacylation. The record is from RefSeq and is a predicted model, not a curated record. The transcript is spliced from 6 exons. Bases 107 to 3658 code for a protein of 1183 amino acids. Gene Ontology annotation, molecular function: aminoacyl-tRNA deacylase activity; leucine-tRNA ligase activity; ATP binding.